AUGUUCUUAGCCACUUCACCGACCCUGAGUCCCAAAUCUCCGGCAGGGAACGGUGGAACCCUAAGAUCUACUUUCCGGCUGGAAGGAAUCGGGAUCAUGAAGAUCAAGAAACCUCUCAAGGAACUCAAGCUCUCUGUUCCGGCACAGAAUUCUCCCAUAUCCUCUUUCCUGACGGCAAGUGGGACCUUUCACGACGGGGAUUUACUGCUGAAUCAGAACGGGCUCCGAUUGAUUUCUGACGAUAAUGAAGCUCCAGUGACUAUGAGCAGAAAAAUUCCUGUGAAGAAUAGUAGCUUCAAUUUUGUUGAGAUAACUUUGAGGAUGCUCACUCGGUCUUUUGCUUACCAAGCCCAUCAUUAUUCUACACCUCUGAAUAAUUCAAGGUUAAUAUUUAUAAUGACUAAUCUGCCUUCAGAAACAAAGGAGAUUGAUCUUCAGUUCUCAUUGGAAGAUCUUGAGACCAUCAAAGUUAUCGGCAAGGGAAGUGGUGGUGUUGUUCAACUUGUUCGCCACAAAUGGGUUGGAACAUUGUUUGCCUUGAAGGUUAUCCAGAUGAAUAUACAAGAGGAGAUUCGCAAACAAAUCGUUCAAGAGCUCAAAAUAAAUCAAGCUUCACAAUGUCCAAAUGUUGUGGUUUGCUAUCACUCGUUUUAUCACAAUGGAGCUAUCUCUCUUGUGUUUGAAUACAUGGAUCGUGGAUCACUAGUUGAUGUAAUCAGACAGGUCAAGACUAUCCUCGAACCCUAUCUUGCUGUUGUAUGCAAACAGGUUUUACAUGGCCUGGUCUACUUACAUCACGAGAGGCACGUGAUUCACAGAGACAUAAAGCCCUCGAACCUGCUAGUGAACCACAAAGGUGAGGUUAAGAUUACGGAUUUCGGUGUGAGUGCAAUGCUGGCAAACUCUAUGGCUCAACGGGACACAUUUGUCGGGACCUACAAUUACAUGGCUGUGAGUAUAUAA
Molecule: messenger RNA, 963 nt
Organism: Striga asiatica
Lineage: Eukaryota; Viridiplantae; Streptophyta; Magnoliopsida; Lamiales; Orobanchaceae
Source: the annotation of a GenBank genome assembly